Astyanax mexicanus (Mexican tetra) is the source of this 1423-nucleotide messenger RNA. It is a transcript of the gene c6h8orf33, whose product is annotated as chromosome 6 C8orf33 homolog. The record is from RefSeq and is a predicted model, not a curated record. Bases 285 to 1187 code for a protein of 300 amino acids. The transcript has 6 exons. NCBI's taxonomy places the organism in Eukaryota, Metazoa, Chordata, Actinopteri, Characiformes, Acestrorhamphidae.
CUAUUCUUCGACGGACUCUCUAGUAGGUGUACACCAGCACCAGCGUGAGGACAGUUGUUUACAUUAGGCUGUUUUUAUUUCAGUCUAGUUAAGCUGUAAACCUGUUAUAUUUAAACAUUUUCACAUUGUAUUGAAUAUAGAAGACAUUUAGAAUUAUUUAAGAAACGUAUUAAUAAGGAUUUAUCCCCACUGAAAGCCGGAUGUGAGGCUUGGCAUCCUCUCCAUGAUAUUAAUGGGAUAAUAAAUACUUUUGAGGUAAUUUCUGCCCAAAGUGACCUCCGACUAUGGAAGAGGGUUUAACUGGAAAAGGGCCACAGGGAGAAAACUGCUCAACCCUGGCAGAUUUUCAUUGGAAGCGAAGCGAUAACUCCUUCACCUUUAACUUUCUCUCACAAGCCCCACCCUGCCUGGGAUACAGUCUGGUAGAACCCAAGCAGGCAGAUUGUUCGAAAGCAGGCAGCUCAUUUGCUUUCAACUUUCAGAUCCCUGUACAAACCGCACAGAGUGGUGAGCCAGAAGACGAAGCCAUGCAGACCGAAACAACAGAGACUGGAGAAACCGCCACUGAGCUCAGUGCAGUUGCUUCAAAAAGCAAAGUCAAGAAUAAGAAAAAGAAGCAGCAGCAGCAACAGAAGAAGAAAGGAGGAGGAGGGGAGGAGGUGGUGGUGGACAAGCAGCAGAAAAAGAUUAAUAAAGUAACUGAAGAAGCUCCAAAACAGGAGAAUGUAGAAAUGUCUCCAGAUGAGCAGCUAAAUAGAGAACUGGACUGGUGCAUCGAACAGCUAGAGCUGGGUCUACGAACUCAAAAAUCGUCUGCCAAGCAGAAAGAGGAAGCCAGUCGUGCUCUAAAGACCCUGCGCAGCUCCAAAGCUCCUCUGGUGAAAAAGAGGCAGGUAAUGAGAGCUGUGUCUGGAGAUUACAGGAAAAAGAUGGAAGAGGAGAAAAAUAAACAGUUCAAACUCAUUCAGUCAGCUAUGACCACAGCAAGGGUUAGCGCUGUGUCAGAACCUUCCCGCAGACCAGUGUUCCACCGCCGUGCUGAGACAAAGAGAGACACAACGCCCAGCACAGACAAACCCCAGGACACACAUGGACGUUCACAUGCUGUCGAGCAGACUGAUGGACACACGGAGCAGUUUGUUUUCAGACCCUCUCAAGAGGAAUUUUGCUUCAACUUUGACGUGUGAUUGACUUCAGAUAAGCAGCAGUGGAGCUACACUAUUGGGGGAGGAUAUACUGUGCAGUUCUGGGGUAUUAUCACUGUAUACCUGAAUUUUAUUGCAAACUGAACCAAAUACAAGUUGAUCAUGGAUAAGGCUUUUUGACCUUGGUGAAUAAAAAUUCUAAAAAAAGGUUGAUUUUGUAAUUCUCAAUUACAAAAUAAUAUACAGUACAAGUGCAAAGCUUGGACACACCCUUUCUC